Messenger RNA from Protobothrops mucrosquamatus (brown spotted pit viper), 2210 nucleotides. It is a transcript of the gene INTS13, whose product is annotated as integrator complex subunit 13. Gene Ontology annotation, cellular component: integrator complex. Lineage: Eukaryota; Metazoa; Chordata; Lepidosauria; Squamata; Viperidae. The record is from RefSeq and is a predicted model, not a curated record. Gene Ontology annotation, biological process: centrosome localization; regulation of mitotic cell cycle. The transcript has 15 exons. The coding region runs from base 2 to 2185 and encodes 727 amino acids.
AAUGAAGCUUUUCUCGGAGUCACACAAAACAGUUUUUGUGGUCGAUCACUGCCCAUAUAUGGCAGAAUCCUGUAGACAACAUGUCGAGUUUGAUAUGUUGAUAAAGAAUCGGACGCAAGGAAUCAUACCGCUCGCACCUAUAUCUCGAUCCCUCUGGACUUGUUCAGUGGAGUCCUCCAUGGAAUACUGUAGGAUAAUGUAUGAUAUAUUUCCCUUUAAAAAACUAGCGAACUUCAUUGUGAGCGAUUCUGGAGCAAAUGUCUUAAACUCGUGGAACCAGGAAGACCAAAACUUGCAGGAGUUAAUGGCUGCUCUGGCGGCUGUUGGGCCUCCCAAUCCUCGCGCGGACCCAGAAUGCUGCAGUAUCCUGCACGGCUUAGUGGCAGCCGUAGAAGCUCUUUGCAAAAUUACCGAGUACCAACAUGAAGCCAGGACCUUGUUAAUGGAGAACGCCGACCGUGUGGGAAACAGAGGGCGGAUCAUCUGCAUUACUAACGCAAAGAGUGAUAGCCAUGUACGAAUGCUUGAGGAAUUUGUCCAGGAAACAAUACACGAACACAAUAAGUUAGCGGCGAAUUCUGAUCAUCUGAUGCAGAUCCAGAAAUGUGAGCUGGUUUUAAUUCAUACUUAUCCUGUCGGGGAAGAAAGCCUUGUGUCAGAUCAUCUUAAAAAAGAGCUCUCUCCUGUUUUAACCAGCGAAGUCCAUAGCGUUCGGGCUGGACGGCAUCUGGCCACCAGACUGAACCUUUUAGUUCAGCAGCAUUUUGAUCUGGCUUCAACCACUAUAACUAACAUCCCCAUGAAGGAAGAGCAGCAUGCCAACACCUCUGCCAACUAUGAUGUGGAACUGCUGCAUCAUAAAGAAGCCCACGUAGACUUUUUAAAAAGUGGUGAUACUCAUAUGGGUAGCAGCAGCAGCAGCAGCAAAGAGGGCACAUUCAAAGAAACCAUCACUUUAAAAUGGUGUACCCCAAGAACAAAUAGUGUUGAACUGCAUUAUUGUACCGGAGCGUACAGAAUAUCCCCCGUAGAUGUGAACAGCCGUCCUUCUUCUUGUUUAACCAACUUUCUUCUUAAUGGCCGUUCUGUGUUGUUGGAACAACCUCGCAAGUCUGGCUCUAAAGUCAUCAGUCACAUGCUGAGCAGUCACGGAGGAGAGAUUUUCCUGCACGUGUUAAGCAGUUCUCGAUCCAUUCUGGAGGAUCCCCCUUCCAUAAGUGAAGGGUGCGGGGGCAGAGUCACCGACUACAGGAUCACCGAUUUUGGUGAAUUUAUGAGAGAAAAUAGGCUGGCUCCUUUUCUAGAACCGAGGUACAAGAACGAUGACAGCCUUGAGAUUCCUUUGGAACGAGCCAAAGAUCAGCUAGAGAAACACACCCGUUACUGGCCCAUGAUUAUUUCGCAGACCACCAUAUUCAACAUGCAGGCGGUGGUGCCAUUAGCCAGCGUCAUUGUAAAAGAAACACUGACAGAUGAAGAUGUGCUCACCUGUCAGAAAACAAUUUACAGUCUAGUAGAAAUGGAAAGGAAAAACGAUCCGUUGCCAAUAUCAACAGUUGGGACGAGAGGGAAGGGCCCUAAAAGAGACGAACAGUACAGGAUUAUGUGGAACGAACUGGAGACCCUUGUUCGGGCUCACCUCGCCAACUCGGAGAAACAUCAGCGUGUCUUGGAGUGUCUUCUGACUUGCAGAAGUAAACCUCCCGAAGAAGAGGAGCGCAAGAAACGAGGCAGGAAGAGAGAAGAAAAAGAGGACAAAGGAGAGAAAGCAGGGAAAGAUUAUGAAUCGGAAAAAUCCUGGCAGGAAUCAGAAAGGCUAAAAGGUUUAUUAGAUCGUGAGAAAGAGGAACUCGCAGAAGCAGAAAUCAUUAAAGACUCUCCGGAUUCCCCAGAGCCGCCCAACAAGAAGCCUCUUGUUGUAAUGGAAGACUUGCCAGGGCUGGAAAAAAAUAAAGGGCCAAUAUCCCUUCUGUCUCUUUGGAGCAACAGGAUUAAUGCUGCAAAUUCUAGAAAACAUCAAGAAUUUAUUGGCCGCUUAAAUUCUGUCAACAAUAAGGCUGAACUGUAUCAACAUCUUAAAGAGGAGAAUGGGUUUGUAUCUCAACAUAGCUUGCUACAGGAUGCCUGGUUAUUUCUGGUUAAUAACUUAUCUGAAAAUUUUGCCCUUAAAUACAUUAAACUAUAAUCUUAAUAAAUAACAUGAAGGCUUC